Spinacia oleracea (spinach) is the source of this 1623-nucleotide messenger RNA. RefSeq lists its product as uncharacterized. Bases 212 to 766 code for a protein of 184 amino acids. The transcript is spliced from 2 exons. NCBI's taxonomy places the organism in Eukaryota, Viridiplantae, Streptophyta, Magnoliopsida, Caryophyllales, Amaranthaceae. The record is from RefSeq and is a predicted model, not a curated record.
UUUGGGUCAAGAAUUGUUAUCCACGUGUGAUUAAAGGUCAUGACUUAUUAUUCACUUGAGAUUAUGUAUUACACUCUUAGUUUGCCUAAAUCGUUCUUAAUAUGUCUUGAAUAAUAAUAGUACAAAUUAAAAGCUACGGAAUUGCUCCGUUGUCCUAAAAUAUUUAGUUGUUUACUUGUAUAUGUGACACUCCUUUUUAAUUCAUUCAUAUAUGGGUACUAAAACUCUUAAUCUUUUGUAUUUUUGCUUGCCUUGUAUUGUGAGCCAGGAAUUGGAGAGAAGAUGGGAGUGUGAGGUCUAUGGAAGGACCUAUAGUUCAGAAGGAUGCUUACAUCAUGCUUACAAGUUGAUGCUCAAUGCCUCACGAUUACUGGUAAAUUUCCAGGCAGAAGUUGUGUUAUUCUCCAUGUAUAUAUCUUGCACAGUUUCCUUUUUUCUUCUCCUCAUCUUCAGCCGAAUCCCCACUAUGAUCAACCAAAAUAUGCAGAAUAGAGAGGAAAACAGUCCCAUUGCCACAUUCCAUGCAAUGGUAGUCUUCCUUCCAUGUUUUCGAUGGGGAGAUGAGGUUCCACCCGAGCUUUUAUUACAAGUUGGCAAGGGAUACCCACAGAGGCCCGUGUUAUUGGAGAAUCUAGAAGGCGGGAAAGUUUCAAACCGCGUUGUAUCAGGAAUCAUACCAGAGAUUCAGAUAGAUCAUUGUAUGAAAAAUCCAUAUCCGUCAAGGAAGAAAGACUGCCGAAAGAUGGUUGUGAGAGAAGAUCCAUAACACCAAUGUUUUUCAUCUCUGCAAGAUUUUCUGAAAUUUGACCAGAGAGGUUAUUAUGACCCAAAUUCAAUAUCCAGAGAAACAGAUAGUUCAUUUAACUCCUUGUUUAUUUCUAAUUUGUAUUCUGGUGAAAUCAAGUUCUAAUUCCAUUUUCUCUGAUGAGUGGAUCAAAGAAAGAGCUGCAAGAACUGAGGAAGUUGUUGAAGAUUGGAAGGUUAGCAACCCAAGAAUGUUCAAUUGAACUAAGGGUAUGCUAAUAAUUGCUGGCUUCAUUAUUGUUGUGGGUUCAUCUUUUUUGUUAUCAACAACUUAACUUGGUAAAUGCAGGGUAUAAACACCGGCUAUUUACCUUUUAAGGUUUCGCAUUUAGUGCAGGUGAACCUUAGCUUCCAGUUUAACAUGGAUGCUAAUUUUGACUUGGUAGACGUGGUAUUUUUCUUUAUGCUAUGGUCGUGGUAAGUUCGACAUCUAGAUAAAGGUGAACCAUAGAUUUCUUAUUUUCUGCCAAGUAAUAUGGAUUUCUGUUGACGUAUAAACAUAUAUCUAUGGUUGUGCUAUUCUAAUGAUAUUGAAUAGCUUUCUUUUCUACUUUUAUUUUCCUCUCCUUAUCAUCGGGUAAGCAUAGAUACUAUGCGGCUGUUAUGAGAAAUUAUUAUAUCUCCAUGUGUACUUAAAUUUGAAACGUAUCCAUACUGAAAAGAGGCAUGGAACUGUUAUAAUAUGAAACUGCAAACCUAAUAUAUGUGCUUAGAGUUAUCUGUAUGAUGAAGGGGAACAACGUUUCUGCUACUCUGAAGUCUCUGCAUUUGGAUUUGUAUUUGAUUCUUUAUGUUUAUGUAAGACUCUGAAUAUAUGGU